Ipomoea triloba (trilobed morning glory) is the source of this 801-nucleotide messenger RNA. Its product is annotated as eukaryotic translation initiation factor 1A. The record is from RefSeq and is a predicted model, not a curated record. Bases 157 to 594 code for a protein of 145 amino acids. NCBI's taxonomy places the organism in Eukaryota, Viridiplantae, Streptophyta, Magnoliopsida, Solanales, Convolvulaceae. The transcript is spliced from 2 exons. Gene Ontology annotation, biological process: translational initiation. Gene Ontology annotation, molecular function: RNA binding; translation initiation factor activity. Gene Ontology annotation, cellular component: cytoplasm.
GGGCAGAAUCAAAACCCAAGCCGCCCGUAAUUAGGAUUCCUUAUCCUUUUUGAGAAAGGGAAAAGGGCAGAAUAAAAAUCCAACCCGCCCCGAAAUUUAUCAAAAUCGAGACUUGUUGAUUUCUGGGAAUUAGGUCUUGCUUGCGCGAGUGUUAUCAUGCCGAAGAACAAGGGAAAGGGAGGCAAGAACAGAAAGAGAGGGAAGAACGAGGCCGACGACGAGAAGAGAGAGCUGGUUUUCAAGGAGGACGGGCAGGAAUACGCUCAGGUCCUCCGUAUGCUCGGAAAUGGCCGCUGUGAAGCCAUGUGCAUCGACGGCACCAAGCGCCUCUGUCACAUCCGUGGCAAGAUGCACAAGAAGGUUUGGAUCGCCGCCGGUGACAUCAUCCUCGUCGGCCUCCGUGAUUAUCAGGAUGAUAAGGCUGAUGUUAUUCUGAAGUACAUGCCAGAUGAGGCCAGAUUGUUGAAGGCAUAUGGAGAGUUGCCAGAGAACACGAGGCUCAACGAGGGCAUUGCUGGUGGAUUGGAUGAAGAAGAUGAGGGUGCUGCUGAUGAUUAUCUCGAGUUUGAGGAUGAGGACAUUGAUAAGAUAUAGAUAGUUGAAACCCCUCAAGUAUUGAGUUAUAUAUCUCUGUGGAGUUUCAUGUCAGUUUAAGUAGAGAGGGGAGAACUUAUUUGUAACGUUUUAAGUGAUACAAUGAAGCCUUGUGCAUUGGGUUUCAUAUAUGAAGUUUUGUGCUUUUGAUCAAAUGGAUGGAAUAAUAUUUGCUCUUUUAGUUAUCUGUGUGGUUGAUUUGGUAAA